AUGGAGGCACAUCCAUGCUUAACUCCCAUGACUGUCGGUAUCAAACUUAGUUCAACUGACAGUGAGCUAUUUCAGAAUCCCAGCUUGUAUAGAAGUACAGUAGGAGCACUACAAUACUUAACACUUACAAGACCAGAUAUCAGCUACACUGUUAACAAGUUAAGCCAAUUUUUACAAGCACCAACUGAUCUUCAAUGGCAGGCUUGUAAUAGGGUGUUGAGGUACGUUAAAGGUACUCUGGAUUUUGGUCUUGUGUUCAAACCAGCGAGCACUCUUCAUGUUGAGUGUUAUGUUGAUGCUGAUUGGGGAGGAAGUAUAGAGGAUCGAAGAUCUACCAGUGGCUAUUGUGUUUACCUAGGACCAAACUUGAUUCAGUGGAGUUCUCGAAAACAGAAGGUUGUUGCCCUUUCCUCUACUGAAGCUGAAUAUAGAGCUCUUGUUCACACAGCCACAUAG
Molecule: messenger RNA, 456 nt
Organism: Pistacia vera
Lineage: Eukaryota; Viridiplantae; Streptophyta; Magnoliopsida; Sapindales; Anacardiaceae
Exons: 1
Coding region: 1-456 (151 amino acids)
Source: RefSeq, a predicted model, not a curated record